Molecule: messenger RNA, 14922 nt
Organism: Protobothrops mucrosquamatus (brown spotted pit viper)
Lineage: Eukaryota; Metazoa; Chordata; Lepidosauria; Squamata; Viperidae
Gene: PCLO
Product: piccolo presynaptic cytomatrix protein
Exons: 27
Coding region: 1-14922 (4973 amino acids)
Biological process (GO): protein localization to synapse; presynaptic active zone assembly
Cellular component (GO): axon; GABA-ergic synapse; glutamatergic synapse
Molecular function (GO): protein binding; structural constituent of presynaptic active zone; metal ion binding
Source: RefSeq, a predicted model, not a curated record
AUGGGCAACGAAGCCAGCCUGGAGGGCGGCGAGAGCCUGGCCGGACUGCCCGAAGGUGUGGCCGGGGCUGCUGCGGGAGACCCGGCGGGCCUGGCGGAGGACCUGAGCCGCCUGAGCCCGGAGGAGCGGAGGCAGAUCGCCGCCGUCAUGUCAAGGGCGCAGCGGGGGCUGCCCGCAGGAAAGACCGCCGGCCCGGAGGCGCCUCCCUUGACAAGAUCUGCUCCACCUGAUGACAGUGAUCACCCAAAACAACAGGGCAAGCCUCCAGAUCCUGGCCCCCCCACACUAAGUAAAAGCAGAACAGCUGAUACCCUGAAAACGGAGCAACAGGUCCCUGGAAGAAGCACAUCGUCCAUGAGUUUGAGAGAGUCUAAAUCAAAGACUGAUUUGAAGGAUGAUCAGAAGCCAACUAUAAUGCCCAGCUUUCUCUCAGAUGCCAACCCAUUUGGCGCAGUCACAUCAGUUGUAAAUAAAUUCAAUCCUUUUGAUUUGAUAUCUGACUCAGAUAUAGACCAGAAUGAAGGCUCCAAGAGAGUGAAGCCCACCCAAAAGGAACAGGAUAAAUCUGAGCAACGAGAGGGGAUCUCCAAGCAACCACUGCAACAUUCAUCUCCAAAGCCAAGUAGUCCACAACUUGGGGCUGUCAAACUGGUCCCACAAAAAACAGGAUCUCCCAAACAGGCACUGCAGCAGCAACCACAGUCUGGAAUGCCUAAGCAAAGUCAGAAAACAGGCUCUGGCCAAACAACAGAAGAAGCAAAACAGUAUCCAGGACCACCCACGUCUCGGUUCCUAAAACAAGAAUCUACGAAACCUGCAAAAUCUUCACCACAACAGUCGGGAGCUGGAAAGCCUCCUAGUAUGGACCUUGCUAAAACUUCCUCCUCUGUUCUUAAAAAACCAGCAUCCCAACAGGGAGCACCCCCUUCUAAACCGAAACCUCAGCAGCCGGAAGGUCCUUCGAAACCUGAGCCAGCAGCGUCCAGUAAGCAACCAUUGCAACAUGUGGCCGGUCCUGCAAAAGCAGCACUCCCCCAGCCUGGAGGAUCUGGGAAACAACCAUCUCAGCCGCCUGGGGCACCUGCAAAGCCUCCCACCCAACCGGCUGAGUCUACCCUUCGAUUCCAGCAACAGGCGGGGCCGGCAGAACCUGAUGAUCCACUGCCUGGACCUUCCCAGCAGCAACAUGUAACUCCAUCGCAACCCGGAUUACAAGCCACAAAGAAAAACUUUUGCCCACUUUGCACAACCACUGAACUCCUCCUGCACGUUCCUGAAAUGGCCAAUUAUAGUACUUGCACCCAGUGUCAAACCAUAGUCUGCAGUUUAUGCGGUUUUGAUCCUAAUCCUCAUAUAACAGAGAUCAAAGAAUGGCUGUGUUUAAACUGCCAGAUGCAAAGAGCUUUAGGGGGUGACUUGGCUCCUGCUCGGCCUUUGGCACCCAGGCAAGAGACUCCAGCCACAGCAGCUUCCCAACCGCAGCCAGCCGCGAAGAAGAAAGAAAGUGCUCUGAAACAGGAUGCGACAAAGUCCGCGGAACAGCAAAAGCCGCCAAGCCAAGCAAAGCAGCCGCCCGCCCAGCCCGGUUCUUCUCCCGCAAAAGCGAAGGCUCUUCCUGCUGAACCCAGGACAGCAGAAUCCGCCCCCAAGUCCCACCAGGCCCAGCCGUCGGGAAGCGAGGAUCAACGGAAGCAGCCCGGUCCUCGGAAACUCACCGGCGAUGCCUCCGCAUCUGAGCCCUCCGGACAAAAGGGCCCCGAGCCUUUGCUCCCUCGACGCAAAGCGGAGCCCCUUCCGAGGCCAGGAGAGGAUGAGCUGCCGCGGGACAAGCCUGCGCCCGUUGAUAAAGUGGCUGCUCCAGGUGGCAAAACUUUUCCCCAAGGGUCCCCUCAAAAGUCUGGAGGAAAACUCGGUCCUCAGCUUGGAACCGAUUUAAAUGCUAAGGGCCAAAAGGAGACGGAAACGGUAAGAGGGGUAAAAGAGCCCUCUGCGAAAGCCCAGCCCCAGACGAAUCCCACGGGGCCAGAUGCCAAAUUGACUCCAAAGGGCCAACCAGCCUCCACGGGUGCCAAGCCCGGCCAAGGCCGACCUCAGGUCCAGGCCCAACCGCCUCCAAGAGCACCGGAGUCAGCCAAGCGUUUCGGCCUCCACGCAGCAGGCGAUGCCCCCAGGUCACUCCCCGCAGCCCCUCCGGAAACGGUUACCGGGAAGCUGUUUGGAUUCGGGGCUUCGAUUUUCAGCCAGGCUUCUAGUUUGAUUACCACAGGGGGCCAGCCAGGAGCUCAGGUGCCCGGAGCUGCCCCUUCAGCCCCCUCCAGGCAGCCCCCUCCUCCUACCCUGCUGAAAGAGCCCCCUCCGCCAUCUCCCAGGGGAGGGGCCGCAAGGAAAGAAGCCAAGCCUCCUGUGGCAGAGAAGCGCCCCCCAAAGGAAGCCAUCCGCGUCAGCCAGCCAGAGGCCGAGAAGAAGCCGCCACCGCUGCCUGCCGGGGCCUCCCAAGCGCCCCUCGGGGCUGGAGGAGAGGAGAGGGCAGGGGCCCCGGAGGCCCCCCAGGGCCCCCCAGAGGUGGCGUCCGUGUGUCCCCUCUGUGAAACAGGUCUGAACGUGGGCUCUGGAGGCCCUCCAAAUCACGGCACGUGCACAGAGUGCAAGGCGGUCGUGUGCAGCCUCUGUGGAUUUAACCCAACGCCCCACAUCACAGAGGUUCAAGAAUGGUUAUGCUUAAACUGCCAAACUCAAAGGGCACUAUCAGGACAACUUGGGGAUAUAGAAAAAAUCACAUCUCCUGUAUUUCCAAAAUCUUCGGCCAGACCAACAAAUGUCCUUCAAAGUCAGUCUAAACCUGCUGAGCUGCCCCACCAACAAAAGAUUUCAGCAAAACCUGCCCUGGUGCCUGAAAAACCAAAGAUGGGUUCAAAAAUUCAGAAAGAGGAUCCCAAGAGUCAGACAGAUCGGGUGACCUUGAAAAAAAUACCAUCAGCUGAUAAAAUCCUACAAGACGCUCAAAAGCCAGAUCGAAAGGUUUAUCCAGGCAAAAUGACAAAAGUAGCCUCAGAUGGUGAAAUUGUGAAAGUUGAACCAAAAUUUCAGCAGGCAAAAUUGGCCAAAAUACUAUCCUUUGAUCAAAUUCAGAAAGAAGAUUCAAAACGAAUUCCAGCGAAAAUAAUGAAAACGGCUUCUGCCGACCAGCUGUUAAAAGAUUCUGUGAAAUUCAAGGAACUAAAACAAGUGAAAUUGCCCAGGGCGGGACCAGAGUCUUCCGAGACAAUUAGCAGCCAAAGACCACCAUCAGAAGCCUCAGAUCACCUCGCCGAAAUCGAACACGCAUCAAAACAAGAGCAAUCGUUUGAACAAAAGCCAGACUCUGAAAUGCAUCUAGCAACAAAACAGCAGGAAGAUCCCACACUAUCAGAAACGAUUUCAAAAGCUCAUAAACUACCUGAGGAAAAUCUUUCAGAUCUACCGGUGUCAUUACCAAAAUCUUACCCUGUGGAGUCAGUGAGAGAAAAAACAGAAAAAGAAGAUGACAGAUCAGAUAUAUCAAGUUCUCAGCAGCCCAAAAGCCCUCAAGGCUUGAGUGAUACAGGAUAUUCCUCUGAUGGCGUCUCUAGUUCGCUUGGGGAAAUUCCAAGCCUUAUUCAGAUGGACGAAAAGGAUGCGCUGAAAGGGUCCUUUGAGAAAGAGUCUCUUUCGCAAGGGGGCAGCCCGGCCAGCCCCUCCGACCUGGCUAAGCUAGAAAGCACCGUCUUGUCCAUUCUGGAAGCUCAGGUCACAAGCCUCGUGGAGGAGAAGUCUGGAAGGACUGAGCCGGCCAAGGCCUCUCGUGACACAGCACUCUUGCCUGCCGCCUCGGAGCCACUCCGUUGUGAGGAGGAAGCUUUGAGAAAACUGAACCUUCAAGAUGAAGGAGGCCCUGAACGAGGCGGGGAAGAAAAUUUGGCCCCCCCUCAGAAAGGGCCCAGGCAGGCCGCAGGCGUGGCAGAGAGUGCGUCAACCAGAAGGCAGCGCUACGAUUCUGUGGAAGACAGCAGCGAGAGCGAAAACUCCCCCGCCCCACGGAGAAGAAGAAGGCGGCAGACCAGCGCUGGCUCCUCAAGCAGCGAUGAUGAAGGCAAAGCGGAAGACAGUCCAGCCUCAGGCGACGAUGAGGAUUUCAUUCGGAAGCAAAUCAUGGAGAUGAGCGCUGACGAAGAUGCUUCCGGUUCCGAAGAUGAAGAAUACAUCAGAAAACAGUUAAAAGAAAUUAGUGCAAAUGAAACUCAGAAGAAGGAAGAAGUUAAGUUCAAAAAAGGAAUAGGUGGAAAACAUAAGAGGGUAUCACGUAAAAGUAGUGCGGGCUAUGAAGAGGAAUCUGGCAGGCGCCAUUCCUGGCAUGAUGAUGACGAUGAUGAGGCUUUUGAUGAAAGUCCAGAACCAAAAUAUAGAGAGACAAAAAGUCAAGAGAGUGAAGAAAUUACUGCAACCGGAGGAGGGGGUCUUCGUCGCUUCAAAACAAUAGAACUUAACAGUACAAUAACAAAUAAAUUUUCUGAGGGUUCAGAAGCACCAAAGAGAGGUUUAUACUUUGAUGAAGAGCCAGAAUUAGAAAUGGAGAGCCUGACAGAUUCACCAGAGGACAGAUCACGUGGAGAAGGAUCUUCUAGUCUGCAUGCCUCCAGCUUCACCCCAGGUACGUCUCCUACCUCUGUUUCGUCCUUUGAUGAAGACAGUGACAGCAGUCCCAGUCACAAAAAAAUGGGGGGAGAAACCAAGCAGCAGCGUAAAGCCAGACACCGGACACAGGGGCCUCUUCUCCCGACAAUUGAGGACUCUUCCGAGGAAGAGGAACUCCGGGAGGAGGAAGAGUUGCUGAAGGAGCAGGAGAAACAGCGGGAACUAGAGCAGCAGCAAAGAAAGAGCUCUAGCAAGAAAUCCAAGAGAGACAAAGACGAGCUCAGAGCCCAGAGAAGGAGAGAGCGACCAAAAACACCACCCAGUAACCUUUCUCCGAUCGAGGACGCUUCCCCAACGGAAGAACUGCGUCAGGCGGCAGAGAUGGAGGAACUGCAUCGAUCUUCCUGCUCUGAAUAUUCACCGAGUAUUGAGUCUGACCCUGAAGCUUUUGAAAUCAGUCCGGAAAAAAUAAUAGAAGUGCAGAAAGUUUAUAAAUUGCCAACGGCUGUCUCGCUCUAUUCUCCUACAGAAGAACAGCCCGUCGGAAUGGCCAAGCAAGGGAACAAUCAGAAGACUUUGAAAAGCGCAGAGGAGGUAUACGAAGAAAUGCUGCAGGCAUCUCAGACGGCCAGACCGCUUCCAGGUGAAAACGAAAGGGAAGAAGUGUUCGAGAAGGAACCUUUAUAUGGUGGCAUGCUCAUAGAAGACUAUAUCUAUGAAUCCUUAGUAGAGGAUGCGUACAACGGGGAGUCCAACCUCAUUGCAAAACAAGAGGAGUGUGAAGAAUUUAGCCAAGAGGAAGAGCAGAAAACCCCCCCGGAGCACAUCUAUGAAGAAUCUAUGCAAAAGCCCAUUGAUUUACAAGACGGCUAUUACAGAAUAGAGCUUUUGCAUUCAAUUAUGCCUCAGGAGGACAUUGUUUCUAGUUCUUACAUCAUGCCAGAAAGUCAUGAAAUUGUUGUCCUGGACAGUGUGGCACCAUCUUCAUCGAGUGAUGAAAAACAGCUGCUAGAGGCAGAGGCGGUUUAUGAAGAACUGAUGAAGCGGCAGGGAAUACAGCUGACCCCGGGCUCCAGCCCUACCCAGUCAUCCCCUGAAUUGGCUUCCGUCACAAAGAGGAGGAGUCUGUCCGGAGAAGUGGGAGAUAGUAGCUCCCUAGUGUCAAGCACUUCUUCAACAGUUUCAGACACAAUGUCAGCCAGCCCUGUAAUGCUGCCCAUUCCAGAUGUUAAAAUUACCCAGCACUUUACAGUGGAAGAAACGGAGGAUAACUAUUUUACUGAUUAUGCCCGUGAGGUGGAAGAAAUUAUUUCCCAGGAAACGUCCGUGUCGGCAUACUCGGAGGCCUUAGAAAGUGCCACCCCUCUUUUCCCAUCGGAGACGUGUUCUCUCACGUCAUCUACGUCUUCUGUUUACACGGCUAGCACCCCUUCACCCGUAGCUGGAUCAGAUGGCAUCACUCCCAUUUGUAGCGAUUCAGUAGAUGCUCUUAGUGGACCAUCAGAUUCAGAAGGGGUCGUUUCAGUGGCACAGGCUACUAGAAUUUCCCAAAGUGAGGGCUAUGAACCUCUUACGUUAUCCCCCAAGAAGGAACCCAUAGCCAAAGAUCUGACUGAUGCCAGUCAGGAAUCAGUUACCUUUCCUGAAACCAACUCCUUUGCAUCCACUUCUGUAGAAACAAAAUCUACAAGUUUUGUCCAUGCUGCCUUGGCAGAGGAUGGCAAAGCUGGAAGAGAUGUGGCAAAGGUUAAUGAACUAAAGAGAGUUUCUGAAGAUGAAUAUUCAAGGAUUUCCAUUAAUAUGGCAGGAAUAAAGGCUAUAUCCGACCAAGAAUUUACCUGCGUAGUUCCAUUAUGUACUGUUUCUUCUAUUACCCCUGCAUCUGAAGCCUCUCCGGCUUUCAUUGCUGCUUCCCAAACAUACUCAUUUUUGGAAAGAUCUCUUGUUCAUCCCUCUCCACCAUAUCCUCCCCCUCCCCCUCCCCCACCUCCCCCACCCAUUCUACCAAAGCCAGCCAUUUAUCCUAAAAAGAAGCCACCAGUUAAAGCUGCAGUGACCACAGUUCCCACCAUGAUACCAUCCAUUAGUACUGCCAAAAUAGCAGAGGCCUCUGCUAUAAAAACCAGUGUGUCUCCUGUCACAAAAAUAUGCAUGCCAACCCCACCUCCCGUCCCCCCUAAGCCAGCUUUAAUUCCAGCAGGGCUUGUAUUCGCGCACAGACCUUCUGAAAUAAUAAAGCCGCCAAUUGCUCCUAAACCAGCCGUUCCUCAUAAACCAACAGAAACACAGUCCAAGCCAGCCAGCCUGCCUUUUACCAGCUCCAUGACUUUGAACUUGGUUUCCCCUGCUGAAUACAAAUUGGCCUCUCCCACCUCCCCUUCAACUCCACAUUCUAAUAAAUCUUCCCCCAGGUUGUCCAAACCCUCUCAGGAAACCUAUGUUGUUAUCACGUUGCCCUCUGAGCCCGGGACUCCAACGGAAUCCAUUAUCAGCCAAGCCGUCAGCAGUUGGCCUUCGGCUUUGCCCUUUAAGGAACAAGCGCCAGAAGCUAUACGGACGUUCAUGUCAUCUGUAAGUUCGCUGCAAAUGCAAAGUACAACAGAUCAAAGCAAGAGUAUCCCAGAUGCUUUGAAUGCUGUUGCUUCUAUGCCUAUCACUACAACUGGACAACCAAUUUUUGGCAUGGUGCCUAAGUCCACCACAGAACUAAUAACAGCAAGGACUACCGUGUCUUUGGUAAGAAAUGCUGGGUUAGAUAGUGUUUCCAUAACUAUGCCCCCAGACACAUUGCCUGUGGUAGAGCGAACCAAAUACAGAGAAAAUGGAAGAUCCGGUGUCUUUGGUGAUGUUAUGGAUCUCCGCACCCUGACUAAGACUAGUAUUGAUAGAACAGAUAGCUGCAUUGACCUAUCUUCCACUCCCGCAGAUGUGAGAAGACAGACAAUGGCAGGUGACACUUCUGGCCAGUCAGUAAGCACAGUUCAGCCAGGGAUCAUAAAUCUUAGUACAGUGUCCAUGGUCAGCCUCUCUUUAGCUCCGGUGGCUGAUGCCAUUUCAGUGGUGACCUGUGCAUCUACUGUAAGUUACAGUACCAGUAUAGAAAGCCUCAUAGACCUUGGGCAUGGAAUGACAACUCCACUUCAAUUAACAACAUCAAAGCAUUUUGAGCCUGGUCCUGGAAUAACAGGAAGGCAGGCCCUCUCUGCAGACAGAGAAGAUACUCCAAUAAAUCUGUCCCUUGGAACGCCCACAUCGGCACUCGUGUGGGCUACUACAAAGCCUGUCACUGCACCUCCGAUUGGGGUAACCAACGGUUGUGUCAACGCUUCUGAUGCUCACAAAGCUACGGACAGUGGCGUGGUUGACCUGAGCAUUACAAAAUCCUACAGAACAAUGGUGACUGUUGAUGAAACGACUUCAGGAUUUUUUACAACUGUAAUAGAAGAGGAUGAAAAACCUGUAGAUUUGACCGCAGGGAAAAGGGCUGUUUGUUGCGAUGUGAUUUACAAAUUGCCAUUUGGGAGUAGCUGCACCGCUCCAGCCCCAGCAACUACCCUCCCCGAAGAUCGUUUUGGCUACAGGGAUGACCACUACCAGUAUGACCGCUCCGGGCCCUACGCUUACAGAGGAACUGGGGGUAUGAAGCCCUCCAUGUCGGAUACCAGUUUAUCCGAGGCUGGGCUCUACCAGUACAAAAACAAGAACGCCCUUGAGCACCAGGUUGGGGCAGCCGAUCUAGCGGUAGACUUGACUUCUGGCAGAAUCACUACAGGUGAAAUUAUGGAUUAUUCAAGCAAGAUUACUGAUCUAUAUCCAGAGAGCCAACAUGUGAUUUCUGGCAUUAGUGCACCUCAGUAUUCCCAAGCAAGAAUGGUCUCCUCCUUAGGACCCCCCUAUGGAAGUGUAUUGAGAUCAUCCAAUGGGGUGGUUUACUCUUCAGUGGCAGCUCCGGUCCCAUCUACAUUUGCUAUUACCACACAGCCUGGCUCUAUUUUCAGCACUUCAGUCCGAGACCUGCCUUCUCUUCAUGCCGUUGAUUCAGUGCCUUCCUUGUCAAACUUGCCACAGAGCCAGGCGCUCCCAAGAUCAUUACACUUUUUGACAACCGUGUCUUCUGAAAAAGACACUCCUGUUGCUGGCAUUGACCCAGGGAUGCAACCUCUCCCUCUAGAAACUAUUGCCACUGAGCCAGCGCUGCCUGUCUUUAGUACGGCUUCUGAAGCGUUCAUAGAUGGAAUUGAAGAUGAAGGAACGGUUCUCAUUGACCCUGAAGAAGACAAGCAGCAGCAUCUGGACAUAGAACGUGAGCUUCUGGAGCUUGAAAAACUGAAGCAGCAGCGCUUUGCAGAAGAGCUAGAAUGGGAACGUCAAGAAAUACAGAGGUUUAGAGAACAAGAGCAGUUCAUGGUUCAAAAGAAGCUCGAGGAACUGCAUUCCAUGAAGCACCACCUUCUCUAUCAGCAGGAAGAAGAGAGGCAAGCUCAGUUCAUGAUGAGACAAGAAACAUUGGCUCAGCAGCAGCUGCACAUUGAACAAAUCCAACAACUUCAACAGCAGCUUCACCAGCACUUAGAAGAGCAAAAAAUCCACCAGAUGUAUCAAUAUAAUUAUGAUCCUUCUGAAAUGGUGUCCCCACAAACGACCACAGAUCAAGUCCUUCUUGACGGCCAGUAUGCUGCAAGCAACCAGUUCUGGCCUGGCGAGGAGGUGACCACCACUACUUCUGCUCUCCUGGAGAUGGAAAUUCCAGACAGCCAAGGCUGGUACGCUGUCCAGUCAAAUGGCAUGACUCAGUACAUUCCCAAGCCAGGGACGUUAAGUUCUGUUUCUGAGCUAUCUCUUAAAGACAUGGAUGUGAGAGAGGAAAAACAACUUAAAAAGAAGAAUUCCAUGCCAAAGCUGCACGGCCUUUACGAGGAGCGCAGUGAAGGCACUGAAGGUGAACCCAGGGGUCUUAAAAAGAUAGUGGAGAGUGGCGUCCAAACAGAUGAUGAGGAUAGCGCAGACCUGGCCUACGCAGACCGGAGACGCAGGACCAAAAAGAGUGUUGACACGAGUGUUCAGACGGAUGAUGAGGAUCAAGAUGAAUGGGAUCCCACCAACAGAUCAAGAAGAAAGACCCGUGUAGGGAAAUACGAAGGGAGCACAGAGGUGGAUAAGGCUAAACCCUUCUCCAAGGUCUCCAGUAUUGCGGUGCAGACUGUGGCAGAGAUAUCUGUACAAACGGAGCCUGUCGGAACCAUAAGGACUCCAUCAGCCAGGGCCCAGUUAGAUGCAAAGGUAGAAAUAGUCAAGCACAUUUCAGCUCCAGAAAAGACGUACAAAGGAGGAAGUUUGGGAUGUCAGACAGAAACAGAUUCAGACACCCAGAGUCCCCUGUACCAUAGAGUCACUUCCCCUCAGAAAGAUAAAAAGCGCCCAACGCCAUUAGAGAUAGGCUAUUCAUCCCACCUGCAUCCAGAAACCACCUUUCAGGUGGCUCCUUCAGCUCCUAAGUCUCCCAAAGUCCUCUAUUCUCCCAUUUCACCUGUUCCUCCAGCUGCAGUCAUGGAGUCGGCCUUUGUGCCCUAUGAGAAGCUGAUGGCUGAAGAUAUUAGUUCUCAGAAAACUCUUCAUGCCGACGUCUCCACGGCUCCUCAGCUGAGCCCAAAGUCUGCCAAGGUGAUCCAGCGCUCUUUGUCGGACCCGAAGCCCCUGAGCCCCACGGCUGAGGAUCUCUCCAGGGCUCACUUCCAGUACACAGAGGGCUUCUUGGUAAGAUCUCAUUCUUCACGAGCACCUUCAGGAUCGCAGAAGAAGGUCAAGAGGACCCUGCCCAACCCGCCUCCCGAGGACGUUUCGGUAGGAACACAAUCGGCCUUCUCCACCGUGGGAUCGAUUUCACGCCGGAGGAUGUGCAGAAGCAACACGAUGGCCAGAGCUAAAAUCCUCCAGGAUAUAGACAGAGAACUAGACAUGGUAGAAAGAGAAUCUGCUAAGCUUCGCAAAAAGCAAGCAGAGCUUGACGAGGAAGAAAAAGAAAUAGAUGCAAAACUCCGGUAUCUGGAAAUGGGCAUAAACCGACGCAAGGAAGCCCUGCUCAAGGAAAGAGAGAAGAGGGAGAGAGCCUACCUGCAAGGGGUAGCGGAGGAACGUGAUUAUAUGUCCGACAGUGAAGUCAGCAGCACCCGGCCUGCCAGGGCAGAAUCCCAGCAUGGCCUGGAGAGGCCGAGGACUGCACCCCAAACAGAAUUCGACCAAUUCAUACCCCCCCAGACACAACCAGAAACUCAGUUUGCUACUCCUACAAGUCCUUAUACACAGUAUCCAUACUCUUCCCCUGCCCUUCCUACUCAGGCACCAACUCCCUAUACGCAGCAAUCCCAUUACCAGCAGCCGCCGCCUUUGUAUCAACAGCAGGUUUCGCCCUACCAGACUCAAACCGUGGUGACCGUGUCCUUCACUCCUCAAGCUCAACCCCCACCAACUCUGCAGCCUUCCUAUCAGCUCUCCUCUCCCUUGGUGAUGAUCCCGCAAAAAGCAAGGCAAACCUCAUUAUACAUGGAACCCAAGAUAACAACAAACUACGAUGUCAUCCGCAAUCCGUCUCUCAUGAUAGCACCCGCUUCCUCUGAUAGCGCCUACUCGGUGGCUCACUUGGGUAGCAAGUACAGCACUUUGGAUCUGAGGUUGGGGCUGGACGAAAGGAGCAGCCUGGCCAGCAGCCCCAUCUCGAGCCUGUCAGGUGACUCUUUCUAUGCAGACGUUGACCACCACAGCGCUCGCAGUUACCUGCUGCUUGAUGACAUGGGGGAUCUCCCCAAGGAAACACCGACCCUGAGCUCCACCUAUGGCCUGCACGAAAAGGACCUCGGCAAAACCGACAGGCUCCUUCGGGCCACCGAGGCUCGGAGAGUGCAAGAGGUCCCAGAUUUCCUCUCCUCCCUACAAACGUCUUCCCGGCUGCACAGCUACAUGAAGACCGAGGAAGACCCCAUGGAGGACCCUUACGAACUGAAACUUCUGAAGCAUCAGAUCAAGCAGGAGUUCCGGAGGGGCGCAGAAAGCAUGGACCACCUGGCUGGCCUCUCCCACUGUUACCACGCAGAUACGAAUUACAGGCAUUUCCCCAAGUCUGAGAAAUACAGCAUCAGCCGGCUGACUCUGGAGAAGCAAGCGGCCAAGCAGCUUCCAGCAGCCCUUCUCUAUCAGAAACAAUCCAAACAUAAAAAGGCUUUGAUGGAUCCCAAAAUAUCCAAAUUUUCACCCAUUCAGGAAAGCAGGGAUCUUGAGCUUGAUUAUUCAACCUAUUUGACUUCCAACACCUCUUCAGUUGGGAGCAUCACCUCCAAAGCAAAACUGCUCCAAGAUGACAUAACAUUUGGCCUUCGAAAAAACAUUACAGACCAGCAGAAGUACAUAGCUCCAACUUUGUCUCAUUCCCUGGGAACGAGCCUUGGGGCAGCACUGAGUGUCACCAUGAGGUCAGCUUUACAGGACGAUGUGGACAAAUCCUACGCCAGCGCUACGAGAUCGAGACCUUCCUCUAGGCCAUCCUCUGUCUAUGGGCUUGACCUGUCCCUGAAACGAGACACUUCCAGCUCUUCUUUGAGGUUGAAAGCCCAGGAAGCUGAACCCCUCGACGUUUCCUUCAGCCCCGCAGCUCCUUCUGGAAGAACUAAGCCUACUAGUCUACCGAUAAGUCAGAGCAGAGGGCGGAUUCCAAUAGUCGCACAGAACUCGGAGGAAGAGAGUCCUUUAAGUCCAGUGGGGCAGCCAAUGGGGAUGGCGAGGGCGGCCGCUGGGCCCCUGCCACCGAUAUCUGCAGACACCAGGGAUCAGUUUGGCUCAAGCCAUUCCUUGCCGGAAGUCCAGCAGCACAUGAGGGAGGAGUCACGCGCUCGGGGCUACGACCGGGAUAUUGCCUUCUUCAUGGACGACUUCCAGCACGCCAUGUCAGAUAGUGAAGCCUACCACCUGCGUCGGGAAGAAACAGAUUGGUUCGACAAACCUCGGGAGCCCCCUCUGGAGAAUGGACCUGCUUUUGAUAGAAGGCUGCCGGAUAAGUUAGCCCACUCAAGACCACCGAGCCAGCAUCAGGACCAAAUUAUUGGGAAGCCUAUCCAAUACACCUUCCCUCAUGCAAGGCUGAAGCUCUUGAGCGACCCAAAAGAUCACUCUGUUUCAGGCAAUGGACUUGGGAUUCGAGUUGUAGGUGGAAAAGAAAUUCCUGGAACCAAUGGAGAAAUUGGUGCUUACAUUGCAAGGAUCUUACCAGGUGGAAAUGCUGAACAAACAGGGAAACUUAUGGAAGGCAUGCAGGUGCUGGAGUGGAACGGCUUUCCUCUGAUGGGCAAGACCUACGAAGAGGUCCAGAGCAUUAUCGGUCUCCAGAGUGGGGAAGCUGAAAUAUGUGUAAGACUGAAUGUCAGCAUGCUGUCUGAAGGCGAGAAUUCCCAACAUCUGGAAUGGCUUGAGCCGGGAAAGACGGUGGAUAAAACAAAAUCUCCAGGAGUCGAUCCUAAGCAACUGGCUGCAGAGCUGCAAAAGGUUUCUCUGCAACAGGCUCCCCUGACGGCCUCUUCAGCCGUGGAGAAGGGGUCCCACGGGCACUCUGGGACCGCGUCAGCCGCCUCCAGCUCCGUGCCCAGCCCUGGGCAGCCUGGCUCUCCUUCAGUGAGCAAGAAGCGGCACAGCGGCAAGCCUGCUGAAGUCUCAAAGGGGGGUCCCCAUCCCAUAACUGGAGAAAUCCAGCUUCAAAUCAACUAUGACAAGCAACUUGGUAAUUUGAUUAUUCAUGUCCUUCAAGCAAGAAAUCUUGCUCCCCGUGACAACAAUGGUUAUUCUGACCCUUUUGUCAAAGUUUACCUUCUGCCAGGAAGAGGCCAAGUCAUGGUUGUCCAGAAUGCAAGCAUUGAGAACAAGAGAAAGACAAAAUACAUACAGAAAAGCUUGAAUCCUGAAUGGAACCAGACGGUUAUUUAUAAAAGCAUCUUCAUGGAGCAGCUGAAAAAGAAAACUCUGGAAGUCAGUGUCUGGGAUUAUGAUAGAUUCUCCUCUAAUGACUUCUUGGGUGAAGUCUUAAUCGAGCUGUCCAGUGCCUCUCCCCUGGAUAACACUCCUCGCUGGUACGUUCUGAAGGAGCAGAGUGAAAGCCUUGACCACGGGAGAUCCCACUCAGGGCAGGGUAGCCAACAGUCUCCGAAACCGUCAGUCAUCAAGAGCAGAAGUCAUGGUAUUUUUCCUGACCCAUCCAAAGAUAUGCAGAUGCCCACCAUUGAGAAGUCCCACAGCAGCCCAGGAAGUUCCAAAUCUUCCUCUGAGGGACAUCUGCGUUCUCACGGACCAUCUCGCAGCCAAAGCAAAACCAGUGUCACUCAAACUCACCUUGAAGAUGCUGGGGCAGCCAUCGCUGCUGCUGAAGCCGCUGUCCAACAGCUCCGUCUCCAACCAACUACCCAUAAAAGCGGUCAGUCUAAUCAUGCAAGGAAGCUGCACAGACACAGCAUAGCGGGAGUCCUCCCAAUUCAAAGAACUCAGUCUGACAAUCUGCCUCCACCAGCCAGUGACAACAAAGAGCAAAGCCAACUAGCCCUCAGGAAAGUGAUGUCCGAUGGACCCUUCAACCCUGAAGGAGCCAGGUCUGCCAACCACAGGCCAGGAGAAAGCUCGGUCUCUUCCACUGGCUCAUCCACCAGCACCUUUGGCAGCGGAUACAGCGUGGACAGUGAAGGAAGCAACGGCAACACCACCACCGCCACCACCACCACGGGGGACAGCAACCAUUUCCCCAUUCCAAGAAUAGGAAAGAUGAGCCAGAAUGGACAAGAAGCUGUGAAGCAAUCAGGGGUAGGAUUAACAGAGAUUGAAGGUAAAACUCAGGUGAUGGGUGAAAUAAAGAUUGCCUUAAAGAAGGAAAUGAAGACCGAUGGAGAACAGUUAAUAGUGGAAAUCCUGCAAUGCAGGAAUAUAACUUACAAGUUUAAAUCUCCAGAUCAUUUACCAGAUUUAUAUGUAAAGCUGUAUGUCGUCAACCUUGGGACUCAAAAGAGGGUGGUGAAGAAGAAAACGAGAGUGUGCCGGCACGACCGAGAGCCUUCCUUCAAUGAGACCUUCCGGCUCAGCCUGAGCCCCUCCGGCCAUUCGCUCCAGAUUCUUCUUGUUUCCAAUGGAGGAAAGUUUAUGAAGAAAACCUUGAUUGGUGAAGCAUAUAUUUGGCUUGAUAAAGUGGACCUUAGGAAAAGAAUUGUAAACUGGCACAAACUUUUAGUUAGUUCCACACAAGCCCAUUGA